AUGGCUUGCAGAAAGUACCAAGCGCCCUGCACGGUGGAUUCUUCCAGCAGACUGAGCACAGGGGGUUCAGAGGAGCUGCCCAGCGGACUAACGAGGGUCCGGCCUCAGAAAGGGUCUCGGAGAGCCCAGAGGCAGGAAAGCACCCGGAGACGCAGGCCUCCGCCUUCUCCAGGGUCGGCAGGCAGCGCUGCGCGGGGUCGCGGACUGGGCUGGGCUGGGCUGGGCUGGGCGCGCCGCGGCCUGGCGCCCACUUCCGCUCCUCGGCAGCUGGGGAGCUCCCCGGGCGGAGGGAGAGGGGCGCGGGGCGGGCCUCGGCGCCCAGGCGGCGUGACCUUCCCGGGCGUCCAGGGAAGCGGCGAGAGCUGCCACGCACGUGCCGCGGGACCCGCGCGCCGCCCAGGGAUGGCCCGCCGGGGUCGCUGGAGAAUCUCAGGGUCAUCGGCCUCCUCCCCCCAGUGCCUACCUGGAUAUGUGGUGCCUGUCAUAAGGUCCAGCGAGCUGCCUUCCAUGAGACCAGCAGAAGAGUGGGCAAACGUGAAGUCCAGUCCUGCUGCCCAGGCUGCCAUUGACCUCACGGCAGGGGCUGCAGAUAUCUUCUACCGAGGAGGAGAACUGGAAGACACUCAAAUUACUCUUCAGAUCCAGGUGACAAGCCAGGACUGCUAAGCGAGUUCCUUGGGAAACUAAUCUCCAAAAAGGACACAAGACAUCCAUACAUGUUACCUGAACUCCUUUCAGGGAGAGUAUUGCAUGAAGUCUGAAAUCAUACUUUGAUAAGCUGCUUGGGAGCACAGACUGACUUCCCUCAUGGGACAUGAAUAAGUAGCUAGCUAAAUUGCCUUCUAAGGAAGGUGAGAAUGGCAAACUAUCCUAAAAUAACGUGAUCACGCAGAAUUCUUAAAUGCUUUUUGGUAGACAGGAGAAACCACAGAAGUUUGAGUUAGGUGAAGGUUAGCUACACCUUUAUAAUCACGCUACCAGGUUAUAAUGAAAAGCAGCUCUCCAAUCAAAUCUGCCACACAUACAGAUAUUCAUUUAACAAAACAUUCAGUAGCAAGCAGGCACGGUACAUAAGCUUCUGUAAGCUUUCUGUACUUUAGGUGCUCCAAGCAUGAAAGGUUCAUUCUCAACAGAAUCCUAAUAUUCCAGAGGCCAAAAUCUUCCUAAACCUUCCUGGAGAUAGGACCAUAUGAGGAUCAAGCCUGGGGUGUCAUCUCUAAGUAUACACUACAGGCCACAUUCAUAAACUUUUAUCCUGUUUAUGCAAGGGUGGGCUGUCUCCAAAACACUUUAGCUGAUUCACAGAUCUUAAAAUGUCAUAUAAUUGUAACAUCCAUCAUGCUGCUUUGUAAGUCACCAAUCUCACUAAUAAAAGCCCAUCUGUGACCUUCAACUGUAAUAAUUAACAAUGUUUCAGGUGUUGAGAUGGGACCACUGAAGCCCUUUCGGUGGCCAUCUCUGUGGAGUGGCUUCCAGAGCUAAGCACUAGGUCACCAUCCUGAACAGAGCAUCCACCAUUAGGGCAAGCAGCCACCCCUAUAGGAAAGAUGAAAGCGACCAGUAGAUGCAUGUUAUCACACUGCCUAAAAUGUCCUAUUUUUAAGGACAUUAACAGGCAUAGAAUGAAGCUUGUUUUAUUUUUACAAUUUUUUUUCUAUUUCUAUUAUUUUUCUAUCUCAUAACUUUUCUAUUUCUAUUUGCUGGGUCACAGACAGCAGCAAAUUCCAUACCUUUGGGGUUAUACCAGCUCAUGUGCAAUAGAAAUAGAAAUAUCAAAGCUCUCAGUCUACCACCUUCUGCUCCAGAGAUGUGGCCCAAGCACACCUUUGGACGUGAACCAGGGCAACCCAAGGCAGAGCUGGAUACCUGGGAGUUUCUCCCUGUAAGCCCUGGACCUGCUUACCUGAAAGCCAGACUGCUUCUGGCGCCACUGCCGCUCAGAAGAAGUUGGGGUCGGUUCAGCCACUAAAAUGACACAAGUCUCAGGUCUCGUGUCUUCAGUACAACUUUCUCUAAGAGGGAGAAAUUUAUUCAAGAUCCUGUUAGCACUUUUCUCUCCUGUUGCCUUUCAGGAUUAUAGCUUUUCCUUUUUUCAUUUUUUAAUUCCCAAAACCAAGCUUGUUAGAUCAAAUCUUUACCCCAUUCCUGGCAAAUAACAAGGUUAUUACUAUUUGGCCCUACACCCACUAGUUGUCCCCCCAGUACCCUGAGGAUAAGGGGACUCCGUAAGGUCCCUGGGAGGGGAAAGGAAUAUCAAUUAGUGGUCCCCCCAACUGGCUAUAAGCAAACUUUCCUGUCUGUGGGCCCCAGAGACCACCACCUAGUUCCCCCACCAAAACUUUACAUGAUUUUAAUUCUCCUGAUGAGGAUGAGAGGACAACAUUAGCCAAAAGAGAGGGCAGAGGAUGGGAUGGGACUACCUUGCUCAGAGACCCUCACCUCUAGGUCUUUACCUCGUAUUGAGAAUAAGCCAGUACUGGAUUAAGAACUCUGUGUCCAUGGCAACCCCAAACAGAAUCCUGGUGCUCUUGAGAUUAUCUCGUAGAGUAGGGAAUAAAACGAGCUUGGUCCAAGACUGCAGAGACUUAAAAACACGCUGUUCUGCCACACAUACAGAUACUGAUUAAAGAUGAGGGAAAAGGGCAUGGGGUCAGGGAGAAUGUACCAAAACCAAAGACCACAGGAUAAUCACCUUAGAGCAGAGACGAUCUCUCCAGUUAUUUUUUCUUUUGUAUGUAAUGGAGGGGAUUCUUCUUAUUUAUGCUGAUGAACUUUUUAUCAAGUGUUCGGCUUCCUUUGUGGGUUAGAGAGAAUAACCAGAGGGCUCAGUAUUUUCUAGACCAUAUUAAAUUUCACUAAAGUAAGCAAGGUUGAUAGGACUUGCAAGGGAAACUUCAUUGACUCAAGCUAUCAUUUUCUAGGAUUGUGAGAAAAUAAAUAGGUGUACAUUUAAAAUACACUGAUAUUCUAGCUAAAAGAGAGGAUUUUGAGUGUUCUUACAGCAAAGAAAUGGUAAAUGUUUAAGGCAAUGGAUAUGCUAAUUACCAUGAUUUGAUCAUUAUACCAUGUAAAAUGUACUGAAACAUCACACUGUACCUCAUAAAUAUGUACAAUUUGUUAUGUAUCCAUUAAAAUUUUGAUUAUAAGAAAAAAUAAACUUCAAAUGUAAGAAAACAACCCAACUUUUAAAAAAUGGGCAAAAUAUGUGAACAGAUACUUCACUAAUAAAGAUUUGCAACUGACAAGCAAA
Messenger RNA from Gorilla gorilla gorilla (western lowland gorilla), 3250 nucleotides. RefSeq lists its product as uncharacterized. The coding region runs from base 1 to 666 and encodes 221 amino acids. NCBI's taxonomy places the organism in Eukaryota, Metazoa, Chordata, Mammalia, Primates, Hominidae. The transcript is spliced from 4 exons. The record is from RefSeq and is a predicted model, not a curated record.